GGACCGAGAGAGGGGGCGUGUCUGAGCGCGCGCAUCUCAAACACACGUGCGGCUCUCAAACACACAGAACACCACACGUGAACUCGACGAGCAGUGCUGAAAAUGAUGUUCAUGAGGAAAGUUUGCUGUUUUUUGCUUUGCUGUAUGUUGAAGCCGAGUUAUGCUCGCAGGACUGAAGAUGCGGAAACCUUGGAGAAGAUUGAUAGCUCGCGCUGCGUCUCGCGGUGCCUCACGCUUCACAUGACGCAGAUCACAGCGUCAUUCAAACACCUGCAGAAUGACCGUGUGUUGGGCUGGUGUGACAUCCACAGAAGAUGUUCACAGUGCCUACAACCUUGCAAGGAGCUGUGGGAAACAAGACGAGCGCUGUCUCCCAAGACCUGCGAGCGUCAUGAAUGCAGAACCAGCGCUGAGUUCCUGCGGUCACUGCAGACACAGAAGCAGGGCGACUGUCCGGCACCGCAGAGGGCAUCUGGUUUUGCCGCAGCCUGUGUGGAGGGCUGCGCUGUCGACCGCGAAUGCUCUGCCUUCAAAAAGUGCUGCUCAAACGGCUGUGGCCAUACCUGUCAGACCCCGACGAACCUUUACAAAGGAGUCCCGCUGAAGCCAAGGAGGGACAUUUCUUUUUCUGAAGACCAACAAGGACAUGUGGAGGUUACGUGGAUGUCCAAGUUUAACGUCUCAGUUGAACCGGUUCUUUAUAUUCUUCAGAGGAGAUGGAAUCACGGAAUUCAUCCAAGUGAGGAUGAGGCAUCGACCUGGCAAACAGUUCUCAUGACCAUGGAAGACCGCUCUGUGUUGAAAGACAUUCGACCUCAUAGAUGGUACCAGUUUCGAGUUUGUGCAGUCAACAGUCAUGGCACAAGAGGCUUCACCACUCCCAGCAAGCAUUUCUUCUCUGCACGAGAUCCAUUUCCUCCAGAGAACCCACAGAAUGCCAGAACAGGCAACCAGAUGGUAAAUGCUGACGGCACCGUGAGUGUUCUGGUCCUUUGGGAUGCCCCCAGGGAGAGUGACCUGAAGGUCCACCAUUACAAGGUGACCUGGAACGCACAAGGAACACCCUCAACCAGACAAAGUCGGGCUGGAAGGGUCACAGAUGGGGAUGGAACCGAGAUGGAACUUCACUCUCUCCAGCCCAACACACAGUAUACAGCGCAGAUUCAGGCUGUCUCUUACUGGGGUCAGAAGCGACUUCGAAGCGGCCGAACCCAACUCUCCUUUAACACCGUUGCAGCCACCACAUCCUCCUAUGGGCGUGGCCACAUUUCUGGAGAGUUUUCCAAUGAGCUUCCCGUAUCCCAUUCCUUACCCACUAUCCUAAGACUUGAGGCGGCCGCCCCACACUACCAUGACAACCAGCUGCAGGUCAAGAUCUUCUGGAAGAGCCAAACCCAAGAAAGCCUGAGGGAUUCCAGUUCAUACCUGCUGACAUGGUAUCCAGACGUUUGUGCAAAUAAUGUUACAAAAACAGAGAAAACGGCUACAGUUCAGGAAACACAUUUUGUGAUUACCGGCCUGUUUUUUGCUUGCAAGUACUGGGUGUCAGUGAAGCCUCUUACAGAAGUAGAACAGAGGUCUGAGGUUGUGACCUCGUUUACCACCCCGCUUUGCUUGGCGCUGAUGGGCCGACGAAAGAAGGUUUCUGCAUGUGCCAGAGAUGAGCGCCACCCUCAGGUUAAGAAAGUAUUGCAGCGGCCUGAGACGCUGGCAGCAUCAUUUCAAGUGCUAAACGGCUCCAUACAGGCACUGUUCAGCUGGCAGGUGUCACCGGAGAGUCCAGGACAAACACCUGUCACAGGCUUUCAGUUCUCCUGGGUCAAAGUGUCCGGCACCAACAGCACACUGAUCUCUCAAACAUACAUCCUACCACCUGAUCAGAUGUCACUUAUUACAGACGCAUUACAGGAAGAUAGCAUGUAUGAAGUUCAGGUCCAGAUUCUGUCGGAAGCAGGAAAUGGACCCUCGGUGACCAAAACUUUUCAUACACCUCAUCUGAAUGGCACACUCCUCUAAGAUGGAAGAAGGCUGUGAAGAAUUAGGCUGCUAUACAUUCCAGUAUAAUCAACUUGUCUGUUAUCACGUGAACUGACCGUUCUCACAAGAUCAGCACAUUUAAUGCAAAUGCAUUUAUAAAGACAGAAGUGAAGGGUUUAGCAUGAAAACUAUGUGCUGUAACAUAUGAAUGUUAAAUAACUGAACUCAAAUGUAAAAAAUGUGUAGGAGUCAUUUAUUUUGUUUAGUUGUUUAGUUAUAGACAUUUAUUUUUUCAUACAGAAGAUUGUGCAUAUAUUCAAUGGGCCAAAGUUACAUCAAAUGUUUGUAUAAUCAAUUCAACACAAAAAUUCGAGAUUGCGGCCAUGUGUUUCCAACUAUACUUUUUCAAAAAAUUUGAUGAUGUGAAUUUUAACUGUACAUUAGAUUUAAACUAAAAUUGCAUAAUUUAAAUAAGGCCAGCACCACUGCUAAAAGUUUGAUUUAGUUUAUUGUGAAUGUAUGAGUUUUUAUUAUAACCUCUCUAUAACCUAUAGGAGCAAUUUCCCGGACAGGGUUUAGGUUAUUCCUGGACUAGGCCUUAGUUAUAUCAGGACAUUUAAAGGUGCAGUGUGUAAAUUUUAGUGCAUCUAGUGGUGAGGUUGUUAAUUGCAACCAAGGGCUCAGUCCACUGCUCACCUUUUGCUUUUGAAACACGUAGAGAAGCUACGGUAGCCGCCACCAGACAAACAUGUCAUCGUUGGAGACAACUUAGUAAAAAAUUUGUCUGUUAAGGGCUUCUGUAGAAACAUGGCUGCACAAAAUGGCGGCUUCCAUGUAAGUGUAUGUAGAUAAAACGUCUCAUUCUAAGGCAAUAAACACAUAACGGUUCAUUAUGAAAGGUCUUUAUACAUCCCUGAUCAUUUAGUUUUGUAUAUUAUUUUGCAUUUCUGUCAAGAGAUCCUUCUAAAAAUUACACACUGCACCUUUAAGUAGUUUUUACAAACAUACCUUACAAAAAAAACAUUAUUGGUGUGCAUUGUGAGACAAAACAAUGGCACUGAUAUAUGUUAAGAUAGAUCAAUGCAAGAUGUUUUAAAUGAAGGCAGCUCAAAGAUGCAUUUCAGUCUGGGACUAAGAUAAGACCUGUCCGUGAAAGCGGCCCAGAGUGAGAUACACUGUACUUUAUACUGUAUCAGUUAGUCAGAUCAAUUCAUCUCAUAGCAACUUUACUUUUUCUUAAAAAUUACAAAUGAUCUUACUUUUAUUUACAAAUGACAUACUGUAUAUAUCGCUUCAAAUGUUGUACUACUUUUCAAAGGUUAAAGUAUGUAUUUGAAUAAGUACUGGGAAUGAAUUAAUUAUAGAAAUGUUUACAGACAAAAUGCUUUUUUUAAAUGUAACUUUGUAAAAUAUAACAUGCUGUUUUGUAAAUAUUAGGCUACAUUUGAUGUGUUAUCUGUGUUGUUGUUACUAAUAAACUCAAUGCUCUACAUCUA
Misgurnus anguillicaudatus (oriental weatherfish) is the source of this 3473-nucleotide messenger RNA. It is a transcript of the gene anos1b, whose product is annotated as anosmin 1b. The record is from RefSeq and is a predicted model, not a curated record. Gene Ontology annotation, molecular function: peptidase inhibitor activity; protein binding. Lineage: Eukaryota; Metazoa; Chordata; Actinopteri; Cypriniformes; Cobitidae. Gene Ontology annotation, biological process: neuron differentiation. Gene Ontology annotation, cellular component: cell surface; extracellular region.